Planococcus citri (citrus mealybug) is the source of this 1790-nucleotide messenger RNA. RefSeq names its product probable ATP-dependent RNA helicase pitchoune. Gene Ontology annotation, molecular function: RNA helicase activity; ATP binding; nucleic acid binding. The record is from RefSeq and is a predicted model, not a curated record. The transcript is spliced from 10 exons. Gene Ontology annotation, cellular component: nucleolus. Lineage: Eukaryota; Metazoa; Arthropoda; Insecta; Hemiptera; Pseudococcidae. Gene Ontology annotation, biological process: maturation of LSU-rRNA from tricistronic rRNA transcript (SSU-rRNA, 5.8S rRNA, LSU-rRNA). The coding region runs from base 125 to 1765 and encodes 546 amino acids.
UCCAAAAUCAAAAUCAAAACAAACACACGUGUGAGGUGUUCAUACUUCGUGCAAAUUUUUAUUGAAAUUACGAUUAAUUAAUCUGAUUUUAGAGUGUUUUACGUGCAUUUUGUUCGAGUUGAUAAUGGGUUUACCGGAGAAAGCCUUGAUGCGAAAGAUUCGUAAAACAGAAGAGAAAAGAAAGAUGAAGAUGAAAAAGAAAAAAGACAAGCAAUUAAAAAAUGAAACGGUGACAGAAGAACCUCAGAAACAAGAAGCUGAAGCUUCAGAUACAACACCUCAAGUCGUAGUUGAAAAAUCCUUCGCUAAUCUAAGGGGUAAAGUCAGCGAGCAAACAUUGACCAGUAUAACUGAAAUGGGUUUCGAAACGAUGACCGAUAUUCAAGCACGUGCGAUUCCAGUUUUAUUAAAAGGCUGUGAUUUAGUCGGCUCAGCUAGAACUGGUUCCGGAAAAACUUUAGCAUUUCUCAUACCAGCAAUCGAACUGAUUCAUAAGUUAGAAUUCACCCUUCGAAAAGGCACAGGUUGUAUAAUCAUAUCUCCUACUCGAGAAUUAGCCAUGCAGACGUUCGGUGUACUUAAAGAGCUAAUGAAACAUCAUAAUCAUACUUACGGUCUUCUAAUGGGCGGAGCUGAUCGGAAAGCUGAAGCUCAGAAACUGUUCAACGGAGUUAAUAUCAUCGUAGCCACUCCUGGUAGAUUACUCGAUCAUCUGAAAAAUACUUCCGACUUCGUGUACAAAAAUUUACAUUGUUUGAUUAUCGACGAAGCUGAUCGUAUUCUAGAUAUUGGAUUCGAAGAAGAACUCAAAGGAAUUAUUAAUGAGUUACCAAAACACAGACAGACGAUGAUGUUCAGUGCUACGACCACCGAUAAGACCGAAGCUCUGAAAAAAUUCGCUUUGAAAGAAAAACCUGUCAGUAUUGAAGUUGAAGAUAACAGAGAAAUUGCAACUGUUGAAGGCUUAGAACAAGGUUACGUAGUUUGCCCAUCAGAUAAAAGAUUUUCAUUGCUGUUUACAUUUUUGAAGAAAAAUCGCAACAAGAAGAUAAUGGUUUUUUUCAGCUCCUGUAUGUCGGUUAAAUUCCACCACGAAUUAUUGAAUUAUAUCGAUAUGCCAGUCAUGAGCAUUCACGGAAGACAAAAGCAACUCAAACGAACGACAACAUUUUUCCAAUUUUGUAACGCCGAAAAAGGUAUAUUAUUGUGUACGGAUGUAGCUGCCAGAGGUUUAGAUAUCCCAUUAGUCGAUUGGAUCGUCCAAUUCGAUCCACCCGAUGAUCCUAAAGAAUACAUUCAUCGAGUAGGACGUACUGCUAGAGGAGCCAACGCCAGUGGACAAGCUUUACUCAUUUUAAGAUCCGAAGAAUUAGGUUUCUUACGAUACUUGAAACAAGCCAAGAUCCCUCUGAACGAGUACAAUAUUUCAUGGUCUAAAGUAACCGACGUUCAACCACAAAUGCAGCAAUUAAUUCAGAAGAAUUACUUCCUCCAUAUGUCGGCUAAAGAAGCAUUCAAAUCGUACAUUAGAGCUUACGACGCGCACCAUAUGAAGGAUAUUUUCAACGUAGAGACCAUAGACUUAGCUAAAGCUGCGACUUCGUUUGGAUUCUAUGUACCCCCAGCUAUUGAUUUGAGUGUCGGAUCUAGUAAACAAAACAGACCGAGAAAAAGGAAAGCUGGCGGAGGAUUUGGAAAUUUUAAUAAUCUGAGUAAAAAAGCUAAAAGUUGUAAUAAGCAAUACGUGUACAAGCAACCGAAGUAAAAUACAUGAUUGUUUUUUAGUUAAA